Messenger RNA from Magnusiomyces paraingens, 4107 nucleotides. RefSeq lists its product as uncharacterized. The record is from RefSeq and is a predicted model, not a curated record. The transcript is spliced from 3 exons. The coding region runs from base 1 to 4107 and encodes 1368 amino acids. Lineage: Eukaryota; Fungi; Ascomycota; Dipodascomycetes; Dipodascales; Dipodascaceae.
AUGCAGAAGAUCCCCCUGCAGCAGCUCGGCUCUGGCCCCAUCGCUAAUGCCUCGCCGGGAUCAAUAGACAUGUCACAACUUCGCCAACAGCAGCAGCAACUCACUCCAAACCAACAACAACAACAGCUUCAACAACAACAACAACAACAACCACAGCCUCAGUUUUUGCAAAUGCCACAACAGCUUCAUCAAGUUUCUCCGCAACAGAUUCAGCAGAUUCCUCCGCAACAGCUCCAGAAUCUACAACAGCAAUUUUUACAGCAGCAGCAGCAGCAGCAGCAGUUUCAACAGCAUCAGCAGUUUCAACAACAGCUUCAGUUACAACAACAACAACAACAACAACAACAACAGCAGCAGCAGCAGCAGCAGCAGCAACAACAACAACAGCAGCAACCACAACAGCAGCAGCAACAACAACAGCCACAGCCACAGCAGCAACUGCACUCACAACAGGGUCAAUCUGCAGCAGCUGCAGCAGCAGCUGCGGCCGCGGUGGCCUCUGGAUUACCUCCUGGACAAAAUAUGUUUCUUACGAAUCAACAACUGCAAGCCUUAACUUUUGCACAGUUCCAAGCCCAGGCUCAAAAUCAGCCUUCUCAAAUUCAAAUACCUGUGCAAGCGCAGGCUCAAGCCAGGGCACAAGCACAGGCACAAGCUCAAGCUGCUCAGGCUGCUCAGGCCGCCCAAGUCCAAGCGCAAGCGCAAGCGCAGGCUCAAGCACAGGCUCAAGCACAAGCACAAGCACAGGCACAAGCACAAGCUCAAGCACAAGCUCAGGCUCAGGCUCAAGCGCAAGCACGAGCACAAGCACAGGCUCAGGCUCAGGCUCAAGCACAAGCACAAGCACGAGCACAAGCACAGGCUCAGGCUCAGGCUCAGGCUCAAGCUCAGGCUCAAGCGCAAGCACAAGCGCAAGCGCAGGCUCAAGCGCAGGCUCAAGCGCAGGCACAAGCUCAAGCGCAGGCUCAAGCACAAGCUCAGGCUCAGGCUCAAGCGCAAGCACGAGCACAAGCACAGGCUCAGGCACAGGCACAGGCUCAGGCACAGGCACAGGCUCAGGCUCAGGCUCAGGCUCAGGCUCAGGCUCAGGCUCAGGCUCAGGCUCAGGCUCAGGCUCAGGCUCAGGCUCAGGCUCAGGCUCAGGCUCAGGCUCAGGCUCAGGCUCAGGCUCAGGCUCAGGCUCAGGCCCAGGCCCAGGCCCAGGCUCAAGCACAAGCACAAGCACAAGCACAGGCUCAAGCACAAGCCCAAGCCCAAGCUCAAGCUCAAGCUCAAGCUCAAGCUCAAGCUCAAGCUCAAGCUCAAGCUCAAGCACAAGCACAAGCACAAGCCCAAGCACAAGCACAAGCCCAAGCACAGGCUCAAGCUGCUCAAGCUGCUCAGGCCGCCCAAGCCCAGGCUCAGGCUCAGGCUCAAGCACAAGCACAGGCUCAAGCACGGGCUCAAGCACAGGCUCAAGCACAGGCCCAAGCCCAAGCUCAAGCUGCUCAGGCCGCUCAGGCCGCCCAAGCCCAAGCCCAAGCCCAAGCCCAAGCUCAAGCUCAAGCUCAAGCACAAGCUCAAGCUCAGGCUCAAGCACGGGCUCAAGCACAGACUCAGGCUCAGGCCCAGGCUCAAGCACAAGCGCAGGCUCAAGCGCAGGCUCAAGCACAGGCUCAAGCACAAGCACAAGCACAAGCACAAACUCAAGCACAAGCUCAAGCACAAGCACAAGCACAAGCUCAGGCUCAAGCUCAAGCUCAAGCUCAAGCGCAAGCACAAGCACAAGCACGAGCACAAGCUCAAGCUCAGGCUCAGGCUCAAGCGCAGGCUCAAGCGCAGGCUCAAGCUCAGGCUCAGGCCCAGGCCCAGGCUCAAGCACAAGCACAAGCACAAGCACAAGCACAAGCACAAGCACAAGCACAAGCACAAGCACAAGCACAAGCACAAGCACAAGCACAAGCACAAGCACAAGCACAAGCACAAGCCCAAGCACAGGCUCAAGCUGCUCAAGCUGCUCAGGCUGCUCAGGCCGCCCAAGCCCAGGCUCAGGCUCAGGCUCAGGCUCAGGCUCAGGCUCAGGCUCAGGCUCAGGCUCAGGCUCAGGCUCAGGCUCAGGCUCAGGCUCAGGCUCAGGCUCAGGCUCAGGCUCAGGCUCAAGCACAAGCACAGGCUCAAGCACAGGCUCAAGCACAGGCUCAAGCACAGGCUCAAGCACAGGCUCAAGCACAGGCUCAAGCACAGGCUCAAGCACAGGCUCAAGCACAGGCUCAAGCACAGGCUCAAGCACAGGCUCAAGCACAGGCUCAAGCACAAGCCCAAGCCCAAGCUCAAGCACAGGCUCAAGCACGGGCUCAAGCACGGGCUCAAGCACAAGCACAAGCACAAGCACAAGCACAAGCACAAGCACAAGCACAAGCACAAGCACAAGCACAAGCACAAGCACAAGCACAAGCACAAGCACAAGCACAAGCACAAGCACAAGCACAAGCACGAGCACAAGCUCAGGCUCAGGCUCAGGCUCAAGCGCAGGCUCAAGCGCAGGCUCAGGCCCAGGUUCAAGCACAAGCUGCUCAAGCCCAACCUCAAGGUGGGCCUAAUACUCCAAUUCAGAUACCUGUUCAAGCUCAUACUCAGGCUGUCCAGGCACAAGUUAGGGCUCAAGCCCAAGCACAAGCACAAGCCCAAGCCCAAGCCCAAGCCCAAGCUCAGCUCCAGGCCCAGGCUCAGGCUCGUGCACAAGCUCAAGCGCAGGCUCAAGCUCAAGCGCAGGCUCAAGCACAAGCUCAAGCAAGAGCAGCUCAAGUAGCUCAAGCCCAAAAUCAAAACCAACAAUCCCGUUUACAAGGUCCUGGGGGUCUCCAGAUACAACUGCCCAGUCAACCUAUUUCUGUCCCUCCAGGAACGAUCCCACAAACUCCAAACUCUAUUUCUGUUUCUACGCCGGCUCAACAAAAUGCCUCCUCGAUAGCGUCUGUUCCAAGUGCAGGAAAUACUCCAAACUCAUCUGGAACCGCGCCAGGAUCGGCCGCCCACAGACCGAACCGUCCCACCCCUACUACCCCGGGACCAAUGAACAGCAUGAAUCUUCAGGGCCCUAAUUCCGAUAAUAAUAAGGGCGUUAAUGUACCAGCAGGUGUGUCCAUUAAUGCAGGAGCUGCACCUCGGCCAGUCGCAGGACCUAUAACAGUCAAUGGAACCCCAGUGAUUGCACAGAAUAUGACCAAUAAUGCUAAUAUUGCUAAUCAAACAAGUGCGCCUGUGGCCCUCAAUUCAAUGUAUAUGCAACGGCUCCAACCUCAGCAACAACAAUCCCAGCAGCAACAACAACAACAACAAGCUCAACAGCAACAGCAAACUCAGUUGGCUGCUCAAGCACCAAUCCCCAGUCAGAUCGGUCCGAGCCAAAUACAAGGUCCUCAGACUCAAUCACAGGCCCAAGCUGCCCUUCAGUCCCACCAGUCGCCUCCUCAGGCUUCUCCCAGCAUGACCCCAAAUCUCAGCAAUAAUCCUCAGGCAUUUAAGCAGCAGCAGCAGCAGCAGCAGCAACAACAACAACAACAACAGAAUCACCCCCAGGUUAUUGCACAAUCAAUCCAACCACAACAGCAAAUGCAUCCUUAUUAUCUUCCUCAAUACCAAUUUCAGUUCCAGCCUCAACAAGUCUUCAUGACACCUCAGCAGGCACAGCUCCAGCAAAUGGCUCAACAGCAAGCAGCGGCACAGGCAGCAGCUCAAGCUUCUCAACUACCGCAGCAGCAACAGCAGGUGAAAACACCAGUUCCACAAGUAGAACAGCAAAAGCCAAUGCUACCAGGUCAAUCUGGCCAGCCAGGUCAACAACAGUCACAUCCACCUCAGAUUUUGGCUCAGCCUUCGCAAGGAUCGCCACAUCCGCCAACUCCUACUCAGAUCCCUUCGCAACAAAUGCCAGUGCAUCAAAUCCCAAUGCGCAUGCAGCAGCAACAACAGCAACCACAACAGCAACACAGAACAACACCAAAACCUUCACCAAGCUCUCUACCUUCUAACCAAUCUCCUGUUAUUCAGAUGCAGCAUCCGCCCAUGAUCGUUGGACAAGCUAGCCUUCCUUUUGGUCAACAACCUACUCCUCAGCAGGGUCAUUAA